UCAAUGGGUGUGACCCUCUCUCUGUCCUUACGUGGGUCGUGGUCUGUUGCUUUGUAACAAUCCAACCUCUCGUGUGGGUUUUUACAGAUGAAGCUGCCGUGGACAUUCUUGUACACGUUUGUAAACAUGUUUGCGUUUCUGUUGUGUAAAUGCCCGGGAGUGAGAUCGCUGGGUCACAAGGCAGGGGUGUGUUUAGUUUUCUAACAAACCAGCGGACCUUUCUCCUGGGCUGUGCCGCUUCCUGUCCCUACCGGCGGCGAUGGGCACCCUGGCCCCUUUGCCAGCCCGGCGGUGUUUGUGUUCAUUAGGGCCAUUCUGGUGGGCGUGGCGUAAUUGCUCCGUGUGGUUUUCACCCAGGAAAGUUACAGUGACAGUACCCAGAAUUCCUGGGUGCCCUGCUCCUACUCCCGGAUUCCCCACAUGCUAGCACUUCUGUUAUGUUUUCCCUCCCUCCCUCCCUCGGUCCUCUGUCUCUCCCUCUCUACACACGCGUGUUACAGGCACACACAUACAUGCACACAUGCUCACACAUACGCACAUACACACCUACACGCACAUGCACACGCAUUUUCUAAACUGGCAAAGUACAAGUGGCAGCCACGAUACCUUUUUACCACUAAGGACUUGGUGUGUAUUUCCUGAAGACAAGGACUUCUCUUACGUAGUCAUAACGUGGUGAUGGAAAUCAGGAAGCACACGUGAGGACAGUGUGGCCAUGUGAUGUUCAGGCCGUCCUGAGGUUUUGUGAGUUGGCCCAAUGAUGUCCUUUACAGUGAAAGGAACCAGGGUCACUGAGCUGCGGGACUCAUCAUGUUUGCUUAGCUCCUCGGGUCUGAACAGUUUCUGAGACUUUGUAUUUCACGACAUCAACAUUCUUGACAAAUGCAAGCCAGUUAUUGGGCGACUUUCCAUCCGUUUGGGUUUGCCCGACCUUUCUAGUGACCUUCGGGUUACACACCCGUGGCGGGAAAACCCCAAUGUGCUGCUGAGUCCUCGUGUGUCCCGUUGGGAGGUACGCGUGUCGACCUCGUCAGUCCCCCACCCGGCAGUGUUCACUCCAGCCCCGGGAUGAGGGUGACGGUGGCACCCGCCAGGCUUCCCCUGUAAAGUCGCUGGCCCAUUCACCUUCCGUAGUUGGGGGUGUCUGACUUUGAGACCUUGUUCACACCCUUUCACCCCUAGACUGAUCUCCUAGUUCAGCCUUCAUUGGUACUUUUUAGCCUGAUGGUUGCUACAUGGUGACUGACCUCUUGGUAUCAGAGCAGAUUCAUCGAGCCUGGCCGUGUCCGGGAGGGUACUGAGAAGGGCCCUGACCUGGCCAAGUGGGAGCUCCUGCAGGCUGACUCCACUGCCCCUUCACACGUCUCUGUUGAUCUGUGGCCACAUUUGGUAUAAAAAGGUUUCUUGGCACAAGUGAUCAGACGCACGUGUAUCUUGUCGUGAGAGAUCCGUUCCCCGCUCGAAGGGUAGCAGUCACGGACCGUCUUUGUGCACCGGCCCUUUGCACGGAGCAGGGUGUCUCAGCACCGCCUGCUGGGGUUUAGAGAGGGGUGCACACGGAGGCUCACUCUUUCUUCCUUCUUCCAAGUGCUCCCCGCUGACUCGGCCGCUCUCCUACAUGGACCUUCAGAACCAGCUGCAGUUUAACAGGAGUGUUCCUGCACAUUCCAGCAACUUGGCCGCGCGCUAUUCCUGCCCCGACGCGAUCAGAAUCGAGAAACUGACGCACUCGUCCGGCAAGUCCUACCGUGGCGGGGAUCCGGGCUUCAGAGCCGGGCCCGACGUGAGCGGCUCGGCUUCCUUCUCCGUCAUCUCCGAGGAGAGGCUCAGCUAUGCCGUCCACCUGGCCAAGAGGGACGUGAGGCGCAGGCAGUUCGAACAGCACGUGAGACAGCAGCGUCUCAGAAGCGAGCCCCAAACCUCUCAGAGGUGGGGACACCCCGAGCACAAGGUGCCUGAGCGCAGGGAGCAGAGGAAGGAGGCAAGGGGCCGGGAAAUGUGUCACUGCAGCCACGAGACGUGCGGGCGGGGAGCUUCCUGCUCGGGUGCGAAGGUUCACCUGUGUACCCCUCAGCCCGGGCAGCCCCCCGCCCUGGAGCCGGGGCCCCAGCCGCACGCCAGGACGGGUGGCCCGCGGGGCCUGCUGGGGGUGCAGAGACUCCAGGAGGAGCUGACCACUUGCGUCCGUAGGAUGGAAGAAGUAAUUAAAAGAGAUAGAACGGAAGAAGCUUUGGAACCGGAUGAGGAGCAGCGAGCCCGUGUCAGGAGGCAGGAACAGGCCGUGCGCUGUGCCCGGAUGCUGUACUCCCUGCAGCAGCAGGUGAAAGAAAUCCAGGAAGAAUUGGAUAAAUUGAGUCCACAUAAGAUUAAACAUACCGAGAAGUCGUGGGCGAUGUCCCGGCUGGCGGCUGCCCGCCGAAGCGCCAUCCGGGCCCUGCAGGUGUUCGUGACCCAGUUCGCCGACCGCGGGGAGCGGCCCCUCCCUGCCCGGUGCAGGGAGCUGGGCGGCCUCAUUCGCCAGAUCUCCCUCUGCUCCGCCAAGCUGGACGCCGACUCCUCUGUGUCCGAGGUGGUCGUAGACAUCCUGCGGCAAACCGAGGCUUUGGAGUCCCUCCUGGAAAAGAAACUGUCACCAAAAAAGGUGAAGAAAUGUUUCCCGGAAGUUCAGACCAGGUUUCCCGUUGGUGGCCACAGGGCCUUGGAGAGAUGGCGGAGUUCUUCGCCAAAAGGCGAGAGGAGACCCCUCCUAGCAAAGGAGAUGCUUCUGCAGGAAGCGCGACAACCUUCCAGGGCAAACAGGCUUCUUGCUGAUAAGUGUCAGCCUGGGGCAGCACCUGCAGCGACCCAGCGGUCCGCGAACGGGAACGGGCUUGGUGUGAGGGGCGCGGACGGGGAAGGAGCCCCUCCUGCUCCGGACCACAGCGCGAGCCUCACGGCAGAGCCCGUGGCCGUGGCGAGAGCGGGAGCAGCGGCCUGGAGGCCCGGGACGGGGAGCAUACCGCCCAGGAAGAAGGAGGCACCGGUGAGGCCGCCGCAGGGACCCCUCAGAGCUGAGGACCGUCAGCCGCCCCAAGGCCGCGGCAAAAGCAGACUGCAGCGCACGACCGUGUCAUCCAGGCUGAAAAGGAGCCAGCAGCCAGUGAGGGACCUCAGGGCCCCCUGGGUGCCUCCAAACCCCACGUCCCCGCCAGCGUCCCCCAAAUGUGCCGCCUGGCUGAAGGUGAGGCCCGGCCCCAGAGAUGCCGCCAGAGAGCGGUCUGUCCAGCAGGAAGAGGCUCAGGAGGCCAGUGCGUUGACAGGUGCUGUUGCGCACGAAGCCAUGAGACUCGCCUGGCUCGACGCUGAAGCUCACAAAACACUGAAGGAGCUGGAGGAGGUGAAAGCCGCGGGCGCGGACGGCGCGCACAGGCAGAGUGACUCUGCUGCCCAGUUAGCAGACAAGGUAGAGAAGGCGGUUCUGGAGCGUCUGAAGCCUCUCCUGGUCAAGGCCCAGAGAGUCAACUCUUCUCUGGAAGCGGAGGUGCCGAAGGACCGGCCGCCGGCAGACACGGCGACAGCCCGGCCUACGGACGAGGCUGUGGCCGCGGACGGGGGGCCCGGCAGCCUCCGCCAGCAGGGCGACUGUCUGGAAGGCACCGCGAUCCGCUGUGACGUCUUGGCGUCGCAAGCCCGGGCCCCCGGGGCAGGCGGCAGGGACAGCCCGUUUCUGGACACCAUGAUGCUGCGCAUGGAGGAGAUGGAGAAAUACCAGGAGAUGGUUCGCCGAAGAUACAAUGAAAUUGUAUAUGCUGAUCCCCGUCUGUGGAUGCAGGAAGGGAAGAGUGAGCAGACGCUCCCGGCGGUAGGUGAAAGGCCUCUCUCUCCUCAUCCAGUCGGGACCACAAAGAGCCCCGCGCGCAAAGACCCGGGCACGAGCAUCGUGUUGGAAAGACCUCGCGAUGGCAACUCCCUGGAUGCGAGUGUGGACGCUGGCGAGGAGUCUGAGAAGAGGGAGGCUCCCCUUCGGCCCCUUCCGGAAGAGUCUCUGCGGCAGGAAGGCCGCACCGCCCUCCUGGUGCCCCCGGGCAUGCGACGCAGCAUCCACGACUCCUGCAGCCGCUUCGAGCAGUAUCUCCGCAUGACCGCGCACGAGGCCGUGGGUGCCUUCAACCCCUGGCUGAUGGCCGAGAGCUUCUCGGACGAGCUGGUGGACGAGGCUCUGGGCGCCGUGGCCGCGGAGCUGGAGGACACGUGUGAGGACUACGCGGAAGCCGUGUUCACGUCGGAGUUCUUGGAGGCCGCCACUUGAAGCCCGUCUCUGUGGCGGGCCUCCUCCCUGGGGCCCAUGGGUGGCCUUGGCCUCGGCUGUCCCUCCGGGCGGGACCGCUGCCCUCGGAGAGGAAGGACGUGCGUCUCGCGUCGUCGUGGCAGUGGAGCCGGUGGUUGAUGACGGUGGGUGUUCAUCGGUGCCCAGUAACCGUGAAAUCGCCUGACGAGACGGUGUUUUCUGAACUGUGGUUUUUCUGUUGAGAUAUCAGUGACGCGAGCGUCCUGGCAGGUGGUGGAAGACGUGUUUCACUCCCGGGGUCGAGAUGCUCCCGUCACCCCCCCGUCACCCCCCGUCACCCCCCGUCACCCCCCGUCAGCCCCCGUCACCCGGCCGUGAGCCUGCCAGUCCCCGUGUGCGGCACCUCCUCUGGCUCUCGGCCCCUCGUGGUCCCCGGCCUCGCCCUGGGGGGCGUAUGGACGCAGACCUUGAAUUGAGGGGCCGGGAGGGCGCCCAGCUCACGUCCCUUCUGCGGGGUCGCACCUCCCCUGCCUCCAGAUCCACCGAGCAGCCUGGGUGGGAGGACGGACGGGCCUGGAUGUGCUGCCCGCCCCCCCCCCCCCCCCAAGAAAGGAAGACACCUGAGAGCCGGGGGCGCUCGGUGCCCUCGUCCCUCCUCUCCUCUCCCCUCCCCUCUCCGUCAGGAUUCACCAAGAGGAAAGCCUCUGAUUUUUCAGAAACGGAAAAGGCACGUGCGUGAGUUUUCCUCGACCGGAGCCCUGCUGAGGACCCACCCGAGGGGAGGAUUCGCGCCCAGGAUAACGUGCGUCUUCAUGACACGCACGGCGUCAGUCUGGGACUUUUCUCCCAAGUACACGUGUUUCGGGGAGCCGUGCACCUGCCCCGUCACGCGACCUGUGCAAAAUUGGGCUUUGUUUCGUGUGCGCACGCUCCUAAACGUGACACAGCCUCCGAAGGGAAAGUGCUCCCGGGUUACUGGAAGGUCUUCGAGGCGAGGGGCGCGUGUGCACUUGGCAGGGCGUCUGCCGUCUGUAGCUGGAGUCGUUUGUGUGCUAGCGUUUGCUGUGAUUUGUAAAAUAAACUCAGGAUCUUAAAGGA
Molecule: messenger RNA, 5365 nt
Organism: Felis catus (domestic cat)
Lineage: Eukaryota; Metazoa; Chordata; Mammalia; Carnivora; Felidae
Product: KIAA0753
Exons: 18
Coding region: 1619-4288 (889 amino acids)
Biological process (GO): centriole replication; protein localization to centrosome
Cellular component (GO): centriolar satellite
Source: RefSeq, a predicted model, not a curated record